UGUUCACAACACAGCAGCAGUGAAGUGCACACCGAGCCCUGGGCAGGUUUUCCUCCUUAAAUAAAGAAUCUGCUCAAACUCUGAAGCACAGCUGCUGCUCUCCUGUCAGCGUCCUCUGCUCCGUCAGCCAUGAGUGACAGCGAUGAUGAUGAUGAUGUCCCCGCUCUGUCCGCUCACACUCUGGCUGCCCUGCAGGAGUUCUACAACGAGACCACAGCUCAGGAUGAGAGCUCGACACCGGGAGACCAGUUCGCUGUGGGAGCAGUGGAGGAGGACUGGCGGAUGAGUCAGUUCUGGUACAGUGAUGAGACAGCGACUCAGUUAGCCGAGGAGGUCAUACGUGAAGCCGGAGAGGGAGGCAGGAUAGCGUGCGUGAGUGCCCCCAGUGCGUACCAGAAGUUGAAGCAGGGCGUGGUGGACGGAGCGGGCCGCGUGUCCGCCGUCGUGUUGGAGUACGACCGCCGUUUCGCCGCCUACGGAGACGACUUCAUCUUCUACGACUACAACGAGCCGCUGUCUCUCCCGGCCCACGUGGCCCCUCAGAGCUUCGACAUCGUCCUCGCCGACCCGCCGUACCUGUCCGAGGAGUGUCUGAGCAAAGUGGCCAAAACCAUCCAAUACCUGAGCAAAGGCAAAGUGCUGCUGUGCACGGGAGCGAUCAUGGAGAAAUGUGCCAAGGAGCUCCUGGAUGUCAGAAUGUGCAGCUUCCUCCCCAAACACAACAGAAACUUGUCCAACGAGUUCCGCUGUUUCGUCAACUAUCCGUCUCGCCUGCUGUCCUGCUGAGGAGCAUUAACCUCCGUCUGACCGGAACCGGGAGCCCGAUUGAGUCGAGGACGUGACGAAACUUGACUCCCUGAUGAUGUCACGGUGAUGUCAUCAGGGUGAUGUCGGUUUAAGUUUGGAGACUACGGAGUUAAACAUUUACCUGCUUCCUUUAAGACCUCUGGCUGGAAGUUCUGGAAAAGGUGUCGGCUUGAACCAGAAACAAGAACUGACAAAAAAAGACUCAUGGAGUUGCAUUAUGGGAAAUGUAGUUUCCAGUGUGUUUGAGGCAAUACCCAUGCAACUCUGGCCUUAUGUGGUGUAAUGUAUAAGCUCUCUAACAAAUCAGUCUUUUUUAGGAGUGCACCAACUUUAAGUGGCACUCAGGGAGUUUAAUUUUCCCCUUUUGUUGAAUAAAGUAGUCGGUCUGAUUUCUU
This is a messenger RNA of Labrus mixtus (cuckoo wrasse), 1202 nucleotides long. RefSeq names its product EEF1A lysine methyltransferase 1 (gene eef1akmt1). The record is from RefSeq and is a predicted model, not a curated record. Bases 130 to 786 code for a protein of 218 amino acids. NCBI's taxonomy places the organism in Eukaryota, Metazoa, Chordata, Actinopteri, Labriformes, Labridae. The transcript has 5 exons. Gene Ontology annotation, biological process: methylation. Gene Ontology annotation, molecular function: nucleic acid binding; protein-lysine N-methyltransferase activity.